This is a messenger RNA of Pecten maximus, 1276 nucleotides long. RefSeq lists its product as uncharacterized. The record is from RefSeq and is a predicted model, not a curated record. The coding region runs from base 55 to 345 and encodes 96 amino acids. Gene Ontology annotation, cellular component: mitochondrion. The transcript has 2 exons. NCBI's taxonomy places the organism in Eukaryota, Metazoa, Mollusca, Bivalvia, Pectinida, Pectinidae. Gene Ontology annotation, biological process: electron transport chain.
AUUAUUAUAAAUUGUUCGCCAGUAUACGACAUUGACCUCUACGAAACUGCAGCAAUGGGUGCCAAGCAAAGUGGACCGAUCCAAUACCCGAAACUGGAACAUUGGUCAACCUACAAGAUCAACGGAAUAAAGGGUCUGGAGGAACACAAAAAAGCUCUCGCUGCUGAGGGACUUAAGGAUCCAUGGAUAAGGAAUGAAGUAUGGAGAUUUCGCAAAACAGCACCAACGUCUAAAUUUGGCUAUCUGAGAAUUCUUGGCUAUGCAGCUGUGUGUGGAACACUAUUAGUGGUCGUUAGGAAUAACUUAGUUCGGAGAGACAGUCAUAACGAACCCUACAUCUUAUAGGGCUCAAGACAGCUGGGAAAUCAGGUUUUUCGUACCAAAACUCUUUUUUAAAGGAUUGGAAUUUAAAGUGAAAAAAUAUACGGAAUAUUAUACCUAUUGCAGCAGGCUUUGUGUGGGCAGAACUUAGGAAGACUUGCUGAAUAAGGGAGACAACUUGCGAAAAGUAAAUUUUCAAGAAAAUGAGUGAUCGAUGACAAGAGACGUUUAAACUCUUUAUUUAACUGAGACAACAGUUGAAAAUGUGACUAGAAAAAGUAGUUUGUGUGUUAUAAGUAACAAUAGGUAACGUCAGACAGAUUUCUGCCAUUGGUCUCUUGACAUCAAUAUAUGUACAUUUGUUUUGUUGCCUGGAGAUCUUAAUUAUAUAAUGAAAAAUUAAAAUCUGUCUUAUUGUAAUUUCAAAUUUGUGAAAUAAACACAAAUUGGGCAAAUUAAUGAAUAGAUCCUAUGCAACGGGAUAGUCCAGGAGAUUGGAGUACAAAGAGAUGGAAAUUUUACCUUACAUCUAUCCAAGUUAUUGUACAGAAUAUCUUAUACUUAUUAAUAGAGGCAGCUGAGAUUUACGUUAUAGUGUAGUUACAUGAAGGAAGGCGGCCAUCUUAGAUUUUGAGAAUUUAAGUUUGUCAUCACUAUUUCCUAAUGAAAAGUUCCUCUAACUUCAUGUGUAAGUUCUCCUUGGUUCCUAGUUGUAACAAUUCAAUCACCAUUUUUGAUCAGUAAAACAAAACUUAACAUGUAGGUUCCACUUGUAAUCAGAUUAAUAUUAUUAAGAGGAAAAGAAUGGAAAGAGGUUAAAAAUAGAGAGAAGAUCAGUCUGACAAAUCCAAUAUAUAUCAUUCAAACUUAAAGGGAAAUCAUCUAUGUCAAUAUUCAAAUAAUGCUGUAAAAUAUUUAUCAAGAAUAAAUUUCAGUGUAUAUUUCAUAUCUUAAA